UCUGCCAGCCUCACCACAGACCUGGCAGAAAGAGGAACUCAGAGCCACCACUGGGAAAAGAAUUGUAAAGAUGAGAUGUAAAUUCCUAGGGAGUUUCUUUCUGCUCUUCAGCCUGUCCAGCAAAGGAGCAGACUGCAGAGACAGUGUUAUCGUCUGGGGUGCCCUGGGUCAUGGCAUCAACCUGAACAUCCCUAACUUUCAAAUGACUGAUGAUAUUGAUGAGGUGCGAUGGGAAAGGGGGAGCACCCUGGUUGCCGAGUUUAAAAGGAAGAUGGAUCCUUUUUUGAAAUCGGGAGCAUUUGAGAUCUUAGCAAAUGGAGACUUGAAGAUAAAGAAUCUGACAAGAGAUGACAGUGGCACCUAUAAUAUAACGGUGUACAGCACCAAUGGGGCACGUAUCCUGAACAAGGCGCUGGACUUGAGGAUUCUAGAGAUGGUCUCAAAGCCGAUGAUCUACUGGGAGUGCAGCAACGCAACCCUGACCUGUGAGGUCUUGGAAGGAACAGAUGUUGAACUAAAGCUGUACCAAGGAAAGGAGCAUCUCAGGAGCCUCCGUCAGAAGACCGUGAGUUACCAGUGGACCAACCUGAGAGCACCGUUCAAGUGCAAGGCGGUGAAUAGGGUCAGCCAGGAGUCCGAGACGGAAGUUGUCAACUGUCCAGAGAAAGGUCUGCCCCUCUAUCUCAUAGUGGGGGUCAGUACAGGAGGACUCCUCUUGGUGUUCUUUGGGGCGCUGUUUAUUUUCUGUAUCUGCAAGAGAAAAAAACGGAACAGGAGGAGAAAAGGUGAAGAGCUGGAGAUAAAGGCUUCCAGAAUGAGCACUGUGGAAAGGGGCCCCAAGCCACACUCAACCCAGGCCUCAGCACCGGCAUCGCAGAAUCCAGUGGCUUCCCAAGCUCCUCCUCCACCUGCCCAUCAUCUCCAGACACCUGGCCAUCGUCCCCUGCCUCCAAGCCACCGUAACCGGGAGCACCAGCCAAAGAAGAGACCUCCUCCAUCAGGCACACAGGUUCACCAGCAGAAAGGCCCUCCUUUGCCCAGACCCCGAGUUCAGCCAAAGCCUCCCUGUGGGAGUGGAGAUGUUUCGUUGCCACCCCCUAAUUAAAAAGGCAGAGUCUGCCAUUUCCAAUAAAAAGCUGUGUGGAUGUAACUU
Rattus rattus (black rat) is the source of this 1153-nucleotide messenger RNA. RefSeq names its product CD2 molecule (gene Cd2). Lineage: Eukaryota; Metazoa; Chordata; Mammalia; Rodentia; Muridae. The record is from RefSeq and is a predicted model, not a curated record. Gene Ontology annotation, molecular function: signaling receptor binding. The transcript has 5 exons. Gene Ontology annotation, biological process: positive regulation of type II interferon production; cell-cell adhesion. Bases 71 to 1105 code for a protein of 344 amino acids. Gene Ontology annotation, cellular component: membrane.